AUGGACAUCGAUGAGAUGUCCGCGGGUAACCUGUCGCAGGCACAACAGGAAGGGUUGCAGAAGCUGCUCCCUAUCCUUGGCCCUAAGGGCGUGGAGUACCUCAUCGCCCAGGGCGAAGAAGAGGUUAACAAUCUUAUUCGUAUGCUUGAUGAAUACAAUAAAGCUCUAGUCGAGCAUGUAAAGGCACAGAUGCUUUCUUCUGCGCCUUCGCCCAUGGCGACUAUGGCGCAAGAAGUGGUCCGCAGACCAAAACCGAUACAAAUGGAAGUCGAUAAGCUCGACAACAAAGAAGGUGACAACCUUAUGCUGUGGUUCCGACAGGUUGAGUUGGCUAUGUUUAUAGCCGACACCAUCUAUGAACCGUACCGUGUGGGCUUUGCCACGGGCAAGUUAGGUGGAUUAGCCAAACAGUGGGCAUUCACAUGUGGGUGCAUCAUUGCAAGAUGUUUUUCCCACAUGGGCCGAUCUGAAAGUUCAGAUGACCCGGCAGUAUGCACCGCCAAAUCAAGCACACCAAAAUAG
Peronospora belbahrii is the source of this 522-nucleotide messenger RNA. The record is from the annotation of a GenBank genome assembly. NCBI's taxonomy places the organism in Eukaryota, Oomycota, Peronosporomycetes, Peronosporales, Peronosporaceae.